Molecule: messenger RNA, 560 nt
Organism: Paramecium sonneborni
Lineage: Eukaryota; Ciliophora; Oligohymenophorea; Peniculida; Parameciidae
Source: the annotation of a GenBank genome assembly
AUGCAAAGAGAAUAAGCAGUUUAAAUUGCAGGAUAGUUAUAUGAUUAUUAUACAAAAAAAGGAAGUUUAGAUAGUAAGUGUGACUUAUAUUUAAUAUAGUUUAAUCUAUGAUGAUCAAUAAUUAUAAAAUGAUGGGGAAAUAAUGUUAGAUUUAAUAAGAAGAUGUAGAAGAAUACAAGUAAAUAAUAGGAAAUGGUUAAAAAAAAGAUUUUGAAUAAUUAUGCAUAAGAUAUUUUUGUAAUACUAUUCCCAUAGUGAGUUUACAAAAGAAACCAAAAUACUCAAAAUUAGCUAGUGCAAAAUUAGAAAUAGCAAGAAAAAUAUUCCGUAAAUUUGAUUCAGAUAAUUCUGGUUCAAUAACUUCAGAUGAAGUUCGAGGAUUAUUAAUAGAGACAUAUAAGUAGGCUGGUGUAAAGAAUUAUGAACCAACAGAUUAAGAUUUGAAAGAAUGGAUGAAUAUGACAGAUACAAAUGGAGACGGACUUAUAAGUUUAGAAGAAUUUGAAGAUUUAGUAAUUCGAAGCUUAUAAAGUUCUGGAAUAGAAAUAUAUUAGAAAUGA